This is a messenger RNA of Cydia splendana, 2399 nucleotides long. Its product is annotated as proton channel OtopLc-like. Gene Ontology annotation, biological process: proton transmembrane transport. The transcript has 15 exons. Bases 21 to 2375 code for a protein of 784 amino acids. The record is from RefSeq and is a predicted model, not a curated record. NCBI's taxonomy places the organism in Eukaryota, Metazoa, Arthropoda, Insecta, Lepidoptera, Tortricidae. Gene Ontology annotation, cellular component: membrane. Gene Ontology annotation, molecular function: proton channel activity.
UAAUUUUAAAGUGAUCAAAAAUGACUGAUACGGGCACAGGCAAUAUUAGAAAAGACAUUUUAGAUGAAAUAGUGAAUAGGAAGCGAAUGGGAGACAAGAAGUUUCAUUCGGAGACUUCCUUGCAGCAUUAUGAGGAACCAGAAGAUGAACCUGAUUAUGACGUGGAAGCUGACGGAGAUCCGGGGGUUGUAAAUACAUCAGUAAAUGGGUCUUCGGGGGAAGAAAUCUCCGCGCGGCGGCGCACUAUGUCCCAACCGGGCCCGGUGUCGGGGAACUUCCUGACGGCCAGCGCCGCCCGCGCAGCGCGCCGCCGCCCGCAGCGCAGCGUCAACUACGCAGCUGACAUCGAGAGGAAUGAAUCUAUUGAGAAAACCCCAAAACUCAUAAUUCCGGGAAGGAAUGACGACUCCGGCUCCAAUACGCCAAUUGGCGAUCGACACAGUCCACUUCCGUAUAACGGCACUUACAAAAGCAAUGGCGACGUCAAGUCACUAAAUAGCUACCGGCUAUACGCGCCCGCAAACGACAUGCGUGGCGGCGCGACGCCGCGCAAGCGCUCCGUGGUCACCAUGGAUGCGCAGUCCAUACGCUCCGUGGAGACGCACGCGCCGGCGCCUACCAGGCCCGAAGAUAACAGGCGGCUUACAAAGGAAUAUAUGAAUAUCAUUUUAAGCUCAAUUUACGCCAUAUUAUUAGUGACUUUUGGGUUGAUUGUGUACGUAGCAGAGCCAUUCGUCGAUUUUGUAGAUAAUCUGUCCACGUAUUAUACACUGACGCUGACCUGCAUAGGAUUCAUUUACCACUUAUAUUUGUUCAUCGAUAUAGGCCGAUACAAGAAAAUUGCCUUGCAAAAUCAAAGAACUAAAGGCCUUCAUGAGCAAAAGAUUGUGGAGUAUUUUAGGAAACAAGAGGAAGAUUUUGGCGCAAGUACGCCGGGCUCGCCCGGCUCCGAAGCAUUCAAACCGCCACCACUACUCAUUCCCUUAAAACAUGCUUACUGCUUCAGUCAAGGCCGACAUUCCGGCAGUUUCUAUCUUAAACUUGGCGCUGCUGGUUUCGCUAUGGGCCACUUAGUCCACUCUGUGCUGCUGAUCGUCAACCAGGUGGCUUACAUAAUCGACGACAACGUUAACAACGACCAGUGCGUCAACUACUCGCAGAUCGCGCUGGACAUCUUCAGCCCCAUCUACUGUUUCCACCAGCUUUUCUUUGUGUUUAAGUACUCAAACGUCAUAAUUUUAAGAAAUAAGGGUUUGGCAAGCUACGCCUUCAUGCACAUAAUUGGAAGCAGCCUUUGCUUCUGGAUCGGCACAAUCGUCCGGGAGACAUUAGUUGCACUCACUAUCUACGCCUACUCACAGUAUGGACCUGGAGGGCCGUAUGAAAACGCCACUGAUUAUUCCCUAGCUUCGAGCCAGCAAAGCAGAUUUUUUGACGUGAGCGUCCUGUACAACAAAGAGUGCUUAGGAUCCACUGCAGUCAUGGGAGUGAUUGAGAGCUUCUCGCCGUACCUUUACCCGUUCACUGUUGAGUUCAAUAUCCUAAUAGUUGCCAUAUACUACAUAAUUUGGAGUAGUAUCGGUAAAUGCGACAACGAGGACCACGGAGACGGCACUUCUAGCUUGGGCGACCACAACACCAUUUGCCAAAUCCCGACAGCAAACGAAGACAAUGACUUCACAAGCAACAUUGUGAUCCACGCAGACUGCCACGCGUCCAACCGCGGCAUGUUUAUGGGGAUGGUGCUGAUGGUCUUUGUCGUGGGCAUGCUCAUCGUUGGCUUCGUCUUCAGCAGCGGCGGCGAGGGACUAUUGGAGAUCGGAUACUUGCUAAACGACUCCACCAAACUGGGGCUUCACGCGGCGAUGUUCGUCGCGGCCAUAUUUGCUACCUUCCAGACGAGGAAGUUGGACAUCAACGAACACCCCAUUUCCCUUCUAGACGACAUUUUACUCUUCAUCUGCAUACCCGCCUUCUUUUUGGAGACAGUACUGUCUCUGGUGGCUACGAUCUCUAUACUCAACGUUGUGAAAACUGUCGAUUUGAUACUUAUGAUGAUCCAAGUGGUGUUGCAAACGGCGCUGCUAGUAGACGGUCUGCGGCGUUGCAGCAACAGCCGCAAACUCCGGCGCAGCAAGCCGGGCCGCGAGCUGCUCAUGUUCCUCAUCAUCGCCAACGUGGGCAUGUGGCUCCUCAACACCUUCUCCUACAAGAGCCCGGAGAGCCUCGACGAGCGGUACGCGUACUACGGGAAGGUCACUUGGACCAUACUCGGCCACAUCAGUCUGCCGCUCAUCAUGUUCUACCGGUUCCACUCAAGUGUUUGCUUCGUCGACAUGUGGGACUCCGCCUACAAACCUGGCUCAGAACAUUAGAACAAAUACCUACGUCUUUUUCAU